CUGUUAGUGGUAUUCUAACAAAGUGGAAGCAACUGGGAACAACAGCAACUUAGCCACAAAGUGGUAAGUCAUGUAAAAUUACAGAGCGGGGUCAUCUCAUGCUGAAGUGCACAAUGCGCAGAAGUCGCCAACUGUCUGCAAAGUCAAUAGCUAAAGACCUCUAAACUUCAUGUGGCCUUCAGAAAUCUUCAAGGAAUGGGCUUCCAUGGCCGAUCAGCUGCAUCAAAGCCUUACAUCAUCAAGUGCCAUGCAAAGAGUCGGAUGCAGUGGUGUAAAGCACGCCACCACUGGACUCUAG
This is a messenger RNA of Staurois parvus, 298 nucleotides long. The record is from the annotation of a GenBank genome assembly. NCBI's taxonomy places the organism in Eukaryota, Metazoa, Chordata, Amphibia, Anura, Ranidae.